This is a messenger RNA of Radiomyces spectabilis, 489 nucleotides long. RefSeq names its product NADH-ubiquinone oxidoreductase B12 subunit family-domain-containing protein. The coding region runs from base 25 to 342 and encodes 105 amino acids. Gene Ontology annotation, cellular component: mitochondrion. Gene Ontology annotation, biological process: electron transport chain; mitochondrial respiratory chain complex I assembly. The record is from RefSeq and is a predicted model, not a curated record. Lineage: Eukaryota; Fungi; Mucoromycota; Mucoromycetes; Mucorales; Radiomycetaceae. The transcript has a single exon.
GACUUUUUUGUGACGUCACUUGGGAUGUUUUUUCGCGCGCGAGGCAGGCAGGGCUUCUUGUUUGUCAAUAAUCUGGCUGCCUGUUUCAAUAAGUCUGCUUUUCUCUUUGGCAAUAGAAACGACCGGUUAAUCAUGUCUCUCCGAAGCCACACCGAAGCACAAGUAAAGACUCCUGUAUAUCACGAUCCCUGGGCUAGACGUGAAGCCUGGAGAAAGCACCCCAUUUUCUCCAAGAGCUCCAAUUUCAGAACCUUGUUCCCUGGUCUCGGCAUUGCCACCGUCGCUUUCACCGCAUACUGUGGUUUCGAAUACUUUUUCCUCAAGGACAAGAAGCACCACUAAAUCGUUUAGACGCACCUAAAUUCUCUCGAUCGGAAAGAUUCUGCACACGGCAUGUUGACGAUUCCAUAGCACGCCCCAAAUUGAUAUCAUAAUGUUUAACCGAUGCUCAGCAAUCUCUCGAUUAAAAAACACCUUUUUAUUUAAUUA